UUUUUUUCGGCAAUAGGAUCUGCAUAUUGAAAUACAACAGGUGCGGCAUUUGACAAGGGAUCCUUUGUUAUCAGUGCCGACUGUAAUAGUACGUAGCGGGUCGUUAUUCGGCAUCAAGAAUAGUGCACAGUUCUUGAUAGCUUAUUUAAACCCGACGAGAAAAAUUAUGGGAGGUUCAAAAAUCAUGGCGAAAUAUCUAUUCCUUGUUUGCUUGACCUUGCUUUCUAUCUCCACCCUAUCGAGCGCUCGCUGGGCAGGCGGCUCUCCACCUAAGUGUGUCCCUAGUGGAUGUAAUGACAACGAAGUCGAAAUAUGUCAAGCGGCAUCACAAUUCGAGGCACAGGACGAAUGCGGCGUCCCCGAGUGUGCUAAUAAUUUCGGCAAUAUUCCCUGCGCGUCCGGAUACAGAACUUGUUGCCUACCCGCUGAUGGGUAAUUGCAAUUCCGGAUUAGCUUUUCUAUAAAGCGAGCUUUUGUUGUAUCAAUGAAUUUCGGAUAGUACAACAACUCAGUUUCCAAAUAGGAGCAACUGUAAU
Messenger RNA from Radiomyces spectabilis, 536 nucleotides. RefSeq lists its product as uncharacterized. The coding region runs from base 167 to 436 and encodes 89 amino acids. The transcript has a single exon. Lineage: Eukaryota; Fungi; Mucoromycota; Mucoromycetes; Mucorales; Radiomycetaceae. The record is from RefSeq and is a predicted model, not a curated record.